CCGCCGCUCCGGGGCAUAUAAAUCUCAGAGGCAGCCUCCGAUCCAGCCGCACACAAUCCCCACACAGCAACCAAGGCAAACCAGCACGAUGCGUCGCGAGGGCCGGCAGCACGGGUGGGUGUUCACCGUCGACCCCAGCCUGGUCGACGCGGAGGGCAAGCAGUGCCGUUCCCGCGCGGUGCAGGUCGACGGCGCGGCGGCGGCCAACGGCGGGUUCGUCAGGGCGCCGCGGAAGCCCACCAACCACACCAAGCCCGCCGUCGGCCGCGCCUACAAGGCGCUGAUCGGCAAGGGAGAGGCUGGGUCCGGCAGGGGCAGGCACAAGUUCAAGCACGACGAGGCCAAGAUGUACCACCUCUACCUCGAGGGCGCCGACGACGCCUACGCGGAUGCGAUGCUGGAGUUCGACUGGUAGUCCUACUGACAUGGGUGUGUGAAUGCGGUGCUGGAUCGGAGUUCGACGGGCCUCAUUGCCAGGAAGUGCAGAGAUCGAUGUUAGGCUUCUGUGUCUCAAUCCAAAUGUGUUUUGUGAUGUGAGUCGUUGUUGCGUCAGCAGUGAAUAAAAAAAGGCAGGGAUCUGGAAUGUAUCCCAAAUUGGGAAUCAAUCUUGAUCUCCAAAGUUGAAAUUUGUAAAAGUUUUAGCCGUACGAGUUUCCGUUUUUGGGUCCUGUUGUUUUCAAAUGUAAUAGCGUUCAUGCAGUUAAAGACUGUUUACUGUUAUUUUCUGUCACAAA
Messenger RNA from Sorghum bicolor (sorghum), 734 nucleotides. RefSeq lists its product as uncharacterized. The coding region runs from base 89 to 415 and encodes 108 amino acids. The transcript has a single exon. NCBI's taxonomy places the organism in Eukaryota, Viridiplantae, Streptophyta, Magnoliopsida, Poales, Poaceae. The record is from RefSeq and is a predicted model, not a curated record.